Molecule: messenger RNA, 1683 nt
Organism: Penicillium cinerascens
Lineage: Eukaryota; Fungi; Ascomycota; Eurotiomycetes; Eurotiales; Aspergillaceae
Exons: 5
Coding region: 1-1683 (560 amino acids)
Source: RefSeq, a predicted model, not a curated record
AUGGAGCCACUGCAUGGAAAGUAUGAGGCGACUAUCCGGCUAAUUAAAUCUGCCCGGCUCACACCAGCCGAGCACUCGAUCUGGGGAGCCUUUCUGGACGAGGCCGUCAAUCCGGAAUAUGCUGCUCAGUAUAUUUGGGAAACGGUCCACGACGGUUCCGAUCGUCCUCCAGAGCAAGUCUUACGAGAAUUAAAACUAGAUUGGAAGCGAGUUGUCACUAAGUUGACCAAACGAGACCUAGUCCCGUCCGAAGCACAAACUCUGGUCGAAACUCGGGACGAUUCGCACUGCUUUAUGCUGGAUCAGAAACCAUCGGACCCCGGCGUAUCCGUUUGUUUCGAUCAUGCUUGGGUGAUCCCACCGAGCCUUUUUGAUGACAGUGACAUGAAUCCGCAGGGCCCUCUUUAUGCUCUUCUGCAGGCCUUCUUGACUCCAGCUAAAACAUCCGAACUUCAGACUCUCCUGCAGACUGACACUUUGGAAUCUCCACUGAAAAACUUAUUCUUACUCUCUCCUAGCAUUCAUUUGGCUUUUCGAAGUGGACAUAACAAAAUUUUUCCUCCAGCUGAUACUGCCGACCGAUGGAGUGAGGAUACCGUGACCAAAAUGAAAACAGCGAGCAAGGUUUAUUAUUUCGUCUCAAGACUGCGACCCGAGCCUUGUGGUAGGCUUAUCCUCAGCGAUGGCAGCCUAUGGGACCGGACAAUGCAGAUGUUCAUCAUGGAGACCCAAGACGCCAAUCUACCUCUUCCAGAUCCUUUCUUAUUCCAAACGCACUACCGCCUUGCGGCCUCCUUGCAUCUAUUCCAUGUUGAGGAACGAAUCUCCGAGGGUUGGCCCCCACCCGCCUUGUUCCAAUUGAGUGCAACGACGCAGAAGAAAUUACGCUCUCUCUGGCAUCUCGUGCCCAAAUUGAUACGUGUUCAGUGCUACCGCGUGCUCCUGAAACUAGGUAGCCACCUCUACCCGCGGUCUUUCACCGGCCUCGUGCACCGGCUGCCGUUCGGACUAUAUGCGAAAGAAUGCACACGCUCCCCUCGUAACGAAACCGAGACAUUGCGCCUGGUGGAACAGUACACUUCUAUCCCAGCACCUCUCUGGGUGGAUGAUUACCAAGGGGCGCACCCGGUCCUCAUUAUGACAGCCGUGCCGGGACAAACGCUGGAUGCGGUGUUUCACCGACUCUCUUUCGCGGAGCGCGAGCAGCUGUCGAAAGAUUUGAAGAGUGCCUUGUCGCAGCUGCGGUACAUUCCGAACCAGACCUCGUACGUCUUCGCCAACAGUCAUGGCGGCCCGCUGAAGGAUCAUCGAUUCCCUUCCGGCACAUGCGGUCCGUUCCAACUGAUUUCUGAAUUCAAUGCCUUCCUCGUUCAUGAUUACGUGCGCAAUGAGACAAAGGAUAAAAUUUCGGCCGUCCACGCGCGUCCGUACCGGUCUGUCUUCACCCAUGCGGACCUGCAUCCUAGCAAUAUUCUUAUUGAUCGCGGACGACUGUCCGGAAUUGUGGACUGGGAAUGUGCCGGCUUCUACCCUGAGUACUGGGAGUAUACGAAGCUCAUGUAUGGUGCAGAACGAUUUCCGGAAAUUCAAGACAUCAUUCGUGAUGCGUUCACAGAGGGUGGCUAUGAGGAGGAGCUGGAGGCUGAGACGCGGCUAUGGAAUGACACGCCGUUCGGUAUAUAA